AUGUUUGCUUUUAUUUGUUUGCUUGCUAUUGCAAAUGCUAUUGAUUUCAAUACAUGGGCUGCUAAUAACAAUAAACACUUCACUGCAGUUGAAGCACUUAGAAGAAGAGCUAUCUUCAAUAUGAAUGCUAGAUUUGUUGCUGAAUUUAAUAAAAAAGGUUCAUUCAAAUUAUCUGUUGAUGGUCCAUUUGCUGCUAUGACUAAUGAAGAAUAUAGAACUCUUCUUAAAUCAAAAAGAACUGUUGAAGAAAAUGGAAAAGUUACAUAUUUAAAUAUUCAAGCACCAGAAUCAGUAGACUGGAGAGCUCAAGGAAAAGUAACUCCAAUUAGAGAUCAAGCCCAAUGUGGAUCAUGUUAUACAUUCGGUUCACUUGCAGCACUUGAAGGAAGAUUAUUAAUUGAAAAAGGUGGUAAUGCUAAUACACUUGAUCUUUCAGAAGAACACAUGGUUCAAUGUACUAGAGAUAAUGGAAACAAUGGAUGUAAUGGAGGACUUGGAUCAAAUGUUUAUGAUUACAUUAUAGAAAAUGGAGUUGCUAAAGAAAGUGAUUAUCCAUAUACUGGAACUGAUUCUACUUGUAAGACUAAUGUUAAGGCAUUUGCUAAAAUCACUGGAUACAAUAAAGUUCCAAGAAACAACGAAGCUGAACUUAAGGCAGCACUUUCACAAGGUCUUGUUGAUGUUUCAAUUGAUGCAUCAUCUGCUAAAUUCCAAUUAUACAAAAGUGGUGCAUACAGUGAUACUAAAUGUAAGAACAACUUCUUUGCUUUGAAUCACGAAGUCUGUGCUGUUGGAUAUGGUGUUGUUGAUGGAAAAGAAUGUUGGAUUGUCAGAAACUCAUGGGGAACUGGAUGGGGAGACAAAGGAUACAUCAAUAUGGUUAUUGAAGGAAAUACUUGUGGUGUUGCUACUGAUCCACUUUACCCAACUGGUGUUCAAUAUCUUUGA
Entamoeba dispar SAW760 is the source of this 948-nucleotide messenger RNA. Its product is annotated as cysteine proteinase 3 precursor. The transcript has a single exon. The record is from RefSeq and is a predicted model, not a curated record. Gene Ontology annotation, biological process: immune response. Gene Ontology annotation, molecular function: cysteine-type endopeptidase activity. Gene Ontology annotation, cellular component: lysosome. Bases 1 to 948 code for a protein of 315 amino acids. Lineage: Eukaryota; Evosea; Mastigamoebida; Endamoebidae.